AGUUUUGUCGUCCAACCCGACCAACCAAAACCUUAGCUGUGUCCUUAAUUGGAGUGUUGUUUGUUGGAAGUGAAACUAGGUUGCAAUGCCAGGCCCUGGUCCUCACCUGAUGUAUGCCAUGGCCUCUGGUCUGGGUCUCACUACCAUCACCAAUGGAAGGUUUAGCCCUCACCACACACUUACCUACACAGUAAACGCCUUCUUUGGCCCUGACGUUGGUUCUUUCUCUGAGUGGCUUGCUUCACUUUCUGGUGCUGACCCUGUUCAAGCUCUGGGAUCCGCUCUUGCUAAUCUCAUCCAUCAUCCUUUCUACUACAUCCUUAUUUUGGGUCUUCCUCUCUCCUUUCUCUAUUCUCGGAUAUCCACCUAUCUUCUUCGCGCACACCUUCUUGAUUCCGUCUCCAGGGUCCCCCUUACGAGGAUGCAAUGUUUUUGCUUGAUAUCUGCUGGCUCUUUUACCCACUUCUUUCUUGAUCAUCUGUUUGAGGAGAAUGGAAAAACAACGAUGUACACUUGGAUUUUGAGCACGGGCUGGUGGCAAAGUAGAGCACCAGUGAACCCAGAUGCUGUUGUUGUAGUUGGCUUCUUGUGUGCUUGCUUAGUUGGUGGCUUUUUUUACAUCAACAGAGCAAGUUCCUCAAACUCCAUAAAGAAAAAGUCAUAUCAGUCGAUGCUACUUAUUAUAUGCAUAGCUUUGUUGUACUGUUUUUGGUGUGCAAUCCAGAUAUACUGGUUCAGUCCGCGUCGUCCAGCAGUUGGUGAAGAGGCUGAUCUUGGUGUUCUUGUGUUUUUAGCUCUAUACUUUUUCCUACCUUACGGUUUGUGCAUAAUUUCCAUGUCCCCAAAAGAUCCUGAUACAAAUCAAAUUCCUCUUUAAAAGUAUUUAUUGUACAAUCAAUCACCAGAAAUAUGUAAAAUUCCGCAUCCAUUAUUCCUUGUUUGGAACAGGAUUCUUUUGACAUUACCGUUUUUAUCCCACUUUACGUGUAUUGAGUGAUCAUUUUUUAUCUGUAUCUUAUUCCACUCUUCAACAUGAGCCUGUUGAAAAGUGAUGGAUUGUAGAAAUUCCA
Vigna unguiculata (cowpea) is the source of this 1070-nucleotide messenger RNA. RefSeq lists its product as uncharacterized. NCBI's taxonomy places the organism in Eukaryota, Viridiplantae, Streptophyta, Magnoliopsida, Fabales, Fabaceae. The record is from RefSeq and is a predicted model, not a curated record.